CUCAAAUCGUACCUCGGCGGAAAGGCAGCCAGAAAAUCUUCCAUAUGCCAUUUGCCAACGCGUGCCAGUGCCUCGACCACUCGACUCACCCACCUUCACCUUCUCUCGGAUUGGAACGGCUUGGUAUGAUUGUCCUUACUAGAUCCUCGCUUCUCAAAAAGAGUGACCUCACCCAUCUACUGCUGCGGUGCUCUCUGUUUGGAAAACUCUCUCCUCUCUGAUCAUCUCUCUCCGCUCUGCUGAUUGUCAAGCAACCGGCGUUGAUCUUGGCCAGAGCAUCAUUUCCUUGUUUCCGGCUUGUAUAAUAUAUGAUUUUCUUUUGGAAAACGAUUCCCACAUAUUCAUCUACACGACUAGAACGUGAGGACGGCAGCGCAUCCCGACGGGCUCUCGUACGAUUAAGCCAGUCUUGAGCCUUUUCGAGCCCACCCACAGCAAGCACCGGAGCCUAUACUUAGCCUCGAACGAGCACACUCAAGCCGAGCUCCCUACGGGUAGAAGUCUCAAUACAAUGUCCGCCAAAAGUGUAAAAGGCGAGGGCGGCAAGAAGCCAGCCUCCGCGGCCGUCAACUUGAUCGCUGGAGGCGGUGCCGGCAUGAUGGAAGCCCUCGCGUGUCAUUGGCUCGACACUAUCAAAGUGCGAAUGCAACUGUCAAGAAGAGGACGGGCACCAGGGACGAAAUCGCGUGGUUUCAUUGCUACAGGAAGAGAUAUUGUGAAGCGGGAAACCGUGUUUGGUCUAUAUAAGGGACUAGGAGCUGUGCUAACGGGCAUCGUUCCUAAGAUGGCUAUCCGGUUUACUUCGUACGAGUGGUACAAGCAGUUACUGGCGAAUAAGGACGGGGUCGUCACGUCCCAGGCGACAUUUCUAGCUGGUUUGUGCGCCGGCGUGACCGAGGCCGUUGCAGUCGUCACUCCCAUGGAGGUGGUAAAGAUUCGGCUUCAAGCUCAAUAUCACAGUCUCUCCGACCCUCUCGACGUCCCCAAAUACCGAAGCGCGCCGCACGCGCUGCUCAGCGUGGUGCGGGAAGAGGGGAUUGGCGCGUUGUAUCGCGGUGUAUCGCUGACCGCUUUGCGACAAGGGACGAACCAGGCCGUCAACUUCACAGCGUAUACGGAGUUCAAGGAGUUGCUGCAGAAAUGGCAGCCGGAAUACCAGGGGAAGAAUUUGCCGAGUUACCAGACGACUCUGAUCGGCCUGAUAUCUGGCGCCAUGGGUCCUUUCUCGAACGCCCCAAUAGAUACGAUAAAGACCCGGCUUCAGAAGACUCCAGCUGAGCCUGGACAGACUGCUAUCUCGAGGAUUGUGCUGAUUACGAAGGACAUGUUCAAGCAGGAGGGUCCGAGGGCGUUUUAUAAGGGUAUCACGCCGAGAGUGAUGAGAGUGGCGCCUGGCCAGGCAGUAACGUUCACGGUGUAUGAGUUCUUGAAGAAGCACAUCGAGGAUAGCAAUUGGCUAAACCUGGGGACUGGGAAGUAUGAAGAGUGAUCUUGACAAGGGGGGGUGUUGAGGAGGAGAGGAGUAUGGUCACGUGAUGGGUACAUGUCUUGGCAUUUUCUGGAGCGAGGACUUAAAAGUACUACGGUCUCAAGGGUAAAAUCGUGUAAUGAAACUCGCUUAACCGGGGUGCUAAACAGCUGCCGCUUGAAUCGUAGAAGCAGCAGUCGGACCUCGCAUUGAUUAGGAGGCUAUCCUGCUAUAUAAAUGUCCUAAACCUCGC
This is a messenger RNA of Exophiala xenobiotica, 1721 nucleotides long. RefSeq lists its product as uncharacterized. Gene Ontology annotation, biological process: transmembrane transport; fumarate transport; succinate transport. The coding region runs from base 512 to 1489 and encodes 325 amino acids. The record is from RefSeq and is a predicted model, not a curated record. The transcript has 2 exons. NCBI's taxonomy places the organism in Eukaryota, Fungi, Ascomycota, Eurotiomycetes, Chaetothyriales, Herpotrichiellaceae.